Drosophila ficusphila is the source of this 1504-nucleotide messenger RNA. Its product is annotated as clotting factor G beta subunit-like. Gene Ontology annotation, molecular function: serine-type endopeptidase activity. Bases 11 to 1465 code for a protein of 484 amino acids. Gene Ontology annotation, biological process: proteolysis. The record is from RefSeq and is a predicted model, not a curated record. Lineage: Eukaryota; Metazoa; Arthropoda; Insecta; Diptera; Drosophilidae. The transcript is spliced from 7 exons.
AAUCGAAAAGAUGCGCGAACUUGUCGCAUUAGUUCUUAUCGCGUUGGCGCUCAGUCAAUUUGCAAACUCUCGGCUAUUGGAUGAAAAUUGUUCCGGUAAAGCGCCAGUACAGUUAAGAAUGGUCGGUGCACAGUUAGCUAACCCGAACACCACUACAUGGAUGGCUAGCCUGCACAAUCUUACCCACUUCGUAUGCGGCGCAACGCUUAUUCACAAAAGCUUUGUUCUAACAGCAGCACACUGUCCAAAACUUGGAGACGUUAGAACCGUGCAUGUAGGAGAAUACGACCUAAUGUGCUCGUCAAAAGAUUGCACCCACGUGGAGCGUCGUAAUGUGGCCGAGGUCUUUUAUCAUCCAAAUUAUAACAAACAAACAUUUCACUACGAUAUAGCGUUAUUGCGACUGGACCGUGAUGUAAUAUUCAAUAAAUACAUAAAGCCAAUUUGUAUAAUCUUGGACGAGGGUGUUUCAUCCAAGUCAGUGGACCAAUUCUCGAUUUUCGGAUGGGGAAAGACGGAAACCGACCUGAUAAGCGAUAAACUAAAAUGGCUCACUCUAAAUAAUGAAAUGGACCACACUAAAUGCGAAUCUGAUGGUGUGAAAAAGAUCUGUGCAGGCCGUCCCGAUAAAGCAGACGCAUGUCAUGGAGAUUCUGGCGGUCCACUGGCUGCGCCUUAUAACUACAACGGAAAGUACAGAUUUGUGCAGUUUGGGAUAAUCAGCUUUGGAUCUGAGUAUUGCGAUGGAUAUGGCGUCUAUACGGAUGUACUUGCCUACAGAGACUUCAUAGCUUCUAUCGUGUUGGAAAACGAGCCAAGACUUUUGACUGAGAACUGCAAGAGCGAUUGGGGUGGUGGAGUUUACCUGCGCCUUUGGGAGAUGUCACAUUUAAAGCACACUUUCCCUGGCGGCCUAAUCACAAACAGGUUUGUCUUGACUGUUGCAAGUGCCUUUCCCCCAAAAAUCUCUAAAAUAACUGUUGAGACCGAAUAUCUGGGCAGCUUCGAUGUAGAUUGGGUCCACAGGCACCCUAACUAUACCCUUUCAUCGCAAUUCAUGAAAAAUAAUAUAGCUGUGGUAAAACUAUCUAAGGAAGUCCCUAACUCAGAUCUCUUAAAACCAAUCUGCUUCCGGUUAAACACUGGUCUCCCAACGAUUUUUAAUGCUUUCAUGUACUUUCAGAACUCUAUUUUGGGUGCUCACAGUGAAUCCCUCGAGAAAGUCGAAGAUUACCAAUGCUCAAUUAAGACUGGAAUGACUAUAGGACCAAAUCAGAUUUGUGUGAAAAGACCUAAGGGCUUUUCCUUUGAUAUACCAGGCUCUUUUGUAGGUACAUUUCAAACGAUCUUAGGCUCCGAAAAAUAUCUUUUCGCUGGCAUGUUAAGUCAUGCUAAGAAUGGUAUAUAUUUGAUUACAAAUGUUCAAAGCCAAGGGAAAUGGAUAGAGUAUGAGUUACUCCGCUAAAACAGGCUUUUAUUUUCUUAAAAUUUCCAAGAAAUUCGA